Molecule: messenger RNA, 956 nt
Organism: Parasteatoda tepidariorum (common house spider)
Lineage: Eukaryota; Metazoa; Arthropoda; Arachnida; Araneae; Theridiidae
Product: astacin-like metalloprotease toxin 5
Biological process (GO): proteolysis
Molecular function (GO): zinc ion binding; metalloendopeptidase activity
Source: RefSeq, a predicted model, not a curated record
UAACAGCUGUUUAUUGUCAGUUAGUCAUUAGUUGAAAAAAACAAACAAAGAUUUAAUAAAAUCAGAAAACAGUUUUAUUUCGCAAAGCAUCAUUGUUUCAGCUCUUUUCCAAAGGUUUUUUUUAAAAACCAUUUGAAAUCGUAGAAAUGAUACAGACUAAACGAAAAAUAUUUCUACUAUGCAUUUUGCACACGUUCAACAAUUGCAUUUCUUCAAGCAUACCAGGAGAUGGAGCUAUGCACAAUCCUGAUCUUUUUGAAGGAGACAUUUUAGGUUUUGAUCCCUAUGAUAAAAAUGCAGUUGUGGAAAAACACAGGAUUUGGCCGAAUGGAAAGAUUCCUUACAUUAUAGAUUUCGCUUUGAGAAAACAAGAGCCUCAAAUCAAAGAAGCUAUGCAACAUUAUGCAGACAAAACUUGCAUCAGAUUUGUACCAAGAACUGAUGAAGUACAAUACGUGAAGAUUUUUCCUGGAAAGGGGUGCUACUCUCAUGUGGGUAAGACACUGAACGAACAGCCACUCUCUUUAGGGGCAGGUUGUUUCAAGUUCGGCACAAUAGUUCACGAGUUGGGACACACAGUCGGGUUUUUUCAUGAACAUUCCAGAUCUGAUAGAGAUGAUUUUUUGAAUAUUCAUCGUGAAAAUAUUCGACAAGGAAUGGAAAGCCAGUUUGUCAAGUUACGACCGAAACAGAAUCGUCUGCUAUCCCCUUUUGACUUUGACUCGAUCAUGUUGUAUGGCGAGACGGUUUUCAGUAAAAGUCAUUAUGAUGGUCUGAAAACGAUGACUGCAAAAGAUGGAAGGAAAUUAGAAGACGUAUACGACAAGCCCGGUUUAAGUAAAGACGAUAUUCUUCGAAUCAAAACUUUAUAUCAGUGUUAAAAUUCUAUGUUUUAUAUUGCAAACCUAGAAUUCAUUUUUAUUUUGAAUGCAAAAUAAAAUAUAUCUUUCAUUUAA